Diaporthe amygdali is the source of this 744-nucleotide messenger RNA. Its product is annotated as polysaccharide deacetylase family protein. Gene Ontology annotation, molecular function: hydrolase activity, acting on carbon-nitrogen (but not peptide) bonds. The record is from RefSeq and is a predicted model, not a curated record. Bases 1 to 744 code for a protein of 247 amino acids. Lineage: Eukaryota; Fungi; Ascomycota; Sordariomycetes; Diaporthales; Diaporthaceae. Gene Ontology annotation, biological process: carbohydrate metabolic process. The transcript has 3 exons.
AUGCAUUACAGCCUUAUCCUCAGCUCUUUUCUCGCACUGGUCGUCGCGCACCCUGUACCCGACCCCGUGACCAUCUUUAGUCGAGCCCCAACACCUGGAACAGUCUACACAAAAUGUAGCACUCCAAACACUCUUGCUCUGGCAUAUGACGAUGGACCUUAUCAGUAUACGCAGAGCCUGGUGACUAAACUGAACCAGGCCGGAGUCAAGGGGACUUUCUUCUUCACUGGAACACUUUACGGGUGCAUCUACAAUCAGGCGGCGGCAGUCAAGGCUGCUUACGACGGUGGGCACCAAGUGGCCUCGCACACGUGGACACAUGGCCAUGUUGGCUCGAUGUCCUCCUCCCAGCUUACUACGGAGAUGACCAAGCUGGAGCAGGCCUUUGUCAACAUCUUCGGCAAGAAACCCGCGUAUAUGCGCCCUCCUUACCUCGAGACCGGGGGCAGCGUCACCUCCGUGAUGAAGUCCCUCGGCUACAACAUUAUCACCGACGACAUCGACACCGGCGAUUGGAAUGGUCAGACAGCUGCUCAGAGCCAGGCCAAGUUCCAGGCGGCUGGAGCCAGCGGAAAUGGCCACAUCCCGUUGAUGCAUGAGACGUAUUCUUCGACGGUCAAUGACCUCACCACGUGGUUGAUUAACUGGGCAAAGACCAAUAACUUGAAGAUUGUUACCGUCGGAGAUGCCAGCGGCGCGUAUCAGUCUGGGACCUUCCCUGGCAAUGGGCAAAACACAUGCUAG